GUCGCCAAUCUUCCUAUCUCGGAAGAAUGGUCCUAGGACGUUCCUACGUAUCGCUCAUCUCGUCAUGCAACAGGCCCCUGCACUAUGGCGAAGGAUCAUUCAACGUCAACUUUGACUCCGGCUCCGCCAACACGUGAACAAUGACUGCCUUUGCAGAAUUUGGUUGUCUCCCUGAGAUCACUCAGGCUGUGGAUGAAAUGGGAUGGCUGUUGCCUACUGAUGUUCAGGCUGAAGCCAUUCCUCUCAUCCUCGGGGGUGGAGAUGUUCUUAUGGCUGCUGAAACUGGAAGUGGAAAAACUGGGGCGUUCUGUCUACCAGUCAUCCAAAUUGUCCAUGAAACACUGAGAGACAAGGCUGAAGGAAAGACAAAGGAAUCCACUGCUUCUGUUAGCAUGGAAUCCAGCUCUUGGAAGAUGAAUGUUUAUGACAGAGGAGAUGCAAUGGCUAUUGAUAAAGAAGGUUUGCUGUGUCAAAGUCGAGAGAUGCAAUCAUGGCAUGGUACCAGGGCUAAUAAGGGUGUCAGUGGUAAAGGAAAGUACUAUUAUGAGGCUGAAGUGACAGAUGAAGGACUUUGCAGAGUUGGAUGGGCUACUGACAAAGCUGACUUGAAUCUUGGAACUGAUAAGCUGGGUUUUGGAUUCGGUGGAACUGGCAAGAAGUCAUUUGGACGACAGUUUGAUACUUACGGAGAGUCAUUUGGAAAGGAUGAUAUUAUUGGUUGUUACUUGGAUCUAGAUAGCGGAGAAAUCUACUUCUCUAAAAAUGGCAAAGACCUUGGCUUGGCAUUCUCUAUACCUGGUCAUCUUCUUAAGUCUACCUAUUACCCCACAGUGGUCCUCAAGAAUGCUGAGAUGAAAUUCAACUUUGGUCUCACUCCUUUCAAGAAUUCACCUCUUAAAGGGUACAGUGCUAUCUGUGAAGCGCCUUCAAACUGUGUUGUCAAAUCUCCAAACAUGGGUGGUGGGCUUGCUGGCCCUGCAAAAGCAGCACCCAACGCUCCUCAGGCAAUCAUCAUCGAACCAUCGCGAGAACUUGCUGAACAGACUUUGAACCAGAUAAGACUCUUCAAAAAACAUGUUACAACUCACUGCCCCAGAGAAUUGUUGAUCAUUGGAGGACAAGCAGCCAAGGAACAAGUAGAUGCGCUCUUUAAAGGAAUUGAUAUUGUUGUAGCCACACCAGGACGUUUGGAAGAUCUGAUGAGUACUGGAAAACUUUUACUGUCACAGGUAGGGUUAUUGUUCAUUAUACAAGUACAGAGCUGCCAACUAGUUGGAUCUUAUCCUAUAUUUAGGCGUUUUACAUGAGAAUAGGACAGUAGGAUAAUAGGAUGUGUGCUGUAUUCUACAUGUGUAAAGCACUGUGUUUUGAUUGUGUGUAUGUGUGCUUUGUAGUAGAACAUAAUCUGUUGUUUUUAUCUGCAGACUAUCUAACUGAAAUUGUAAAUAUGACAGAAGUCAUAUAUACCAAUAGCAAUGGAAUUUGCAUCAAAAUAGACUAAGUUAAUGGUAAUAGCAAGGACACUCGGACAGGAACUUAUACAGGUAUUACGCACAUGUCAAUUGUACAGUUAGUGGUUAGUUUUGACCCUGAUAUGCUAGAUUCCAUGUUAUGAAAUUUUGCUAGUGAUGUUGUGGCAAAAAAUAGGAUUUUUCAGGGAAAUAGUAGAAUUUUUGGUCCAAUUAAGUUGGCAGCUUUGCAAAUAAUGAAUGUUAAUGAUGAUUCAUGAGGUGAAAAAUGAAAUGAGGCAUAAUAUGUCCAAGAACCAUAAUGACAAUAUAAAAUGAUUUUGGUGGUAUGAUUUGAGAUGAGGAUCAUGACUACUGCCAAAAUUCAUAGCAGUUGUAUGCAAGCUGUUGUACAAUAUAUUUUUGAGCGAUGUGUGAGAUUUUUGCUUGAAUGAAGAGUGUUGGUUUUGAAUUGCUUCUUGGUUUUUGUUUGAAAGGAUUGCCAACUCUUCUGAAGGCAGAAAUUGAAGAGAUUUUAAUGAAACUUCAGAUGGGGGGUGCAGAUUACCUAGCAUUUUAAGAUUAUAUUUAUGGAGGAUGACAUUAAAAUUGAUUUGUUUGUCUGAUUAUUCAGUGUUUUGUUUUGUUUUAUGUUUUGUAAUGGAGGAAACUUGAAAUGUGGUGUUUUUUCUAUACAAUUUUUCUUAUGGGAUAUUUUCACUUCAUUUUGUUGGUUUUCCCAAUCAUUUGUUCAACUGCUUUUAGAGUUUGGGUUUUUCUUAUUAGUCAACAAAAAAUCAAUAUCACCUCAUUGCUCUGUUCCAAAUCUCCUACCGCAUACACUCUGUCUCUGUCCACAUCUCUUUCUUUCUUCCUUGCUCUCUCUCUCUCUCUCCACCCCUCUCUUUCUGCCUUUUUACAAAGAUGUGGUACAAAUAUGUUAAAACGGCUGUUUUCAACUCGCCAUGUGGCCAUCGUAGGGGAAUUGUGACUGCACCAUAGAGUGUUAUAUGAAAUCAUAUUUAUUUCAUGUUUUCUUACAUGUGUUUAUGAUAUCGUCCAGGGAAUAAUUUUGCUUUACAAAUUUGAAUAGCAUUUUUGGUCAUAAGAGAAAAGCUCUCAACUAAGUAAUGAACAGUCCUAGAUGUAAAAAUAUGCUAUACAAAAGACUUUAUGCAUAGCAGUCUUUCAAAAAUGUGGGGCAAAUUGCGAUGCGAUACCAGGAAAAUUAUUCCCUGUCGUCAGUGAUUUUAAGAACUGGCUCAAACCUUCGCGUUUUGAAAGAAAGGAGAUCAAAUAUUUAUACCAAUGUAAAGCAUACAUUACAACAUUUUUUUGGCAAUUCAAAUUCAGUUUUGAAACGAAGCGCAGUUAUGCAUAUCAGAAGCUGUAUAUUUUUACCGAAAACAGGGGGUUAAGGUCACUUUGUAAAAUUAAGCGUAUUGUUUUUUAGCGACAUAAACCCGGUUUGAGCUAGGUCGUGAAACCAUUCAAUGCCAUGUGCAUGUUUUUUUACUGGCACAAACCACAUACGCGCCGCAUACGCAAUAACAUCUCUGUGCGCCAUUUCAGAGACUUAAUAGUACACAAAGAAUGGUAUAGGCUGCUUCAUAAAAUCAAAUUAAGGGUUUGAGCCGGUUCAUAAGAAAUUUAAAUAUACUCUUAUUCUUUGAAUAAUACAAAUUUUUAUCUGAAAUUUAGUCAUUCAAUAGAAUGAAUCACAGGCUUUCAGAAUAUGCAAUAGAAAUAAUGAUUUUGAAAAUAUCACCAAAAAUGAGGCUUGUGCCGGUUCGUAAAAUCACUGACGAUAUUUCUUCCUUGUAAUGAAGUAAUUUGCAGCAAUGAUUAUCUCGUACAUUAUACAACUCCCAAGAAUUUUCUUUGGUCCAAAUCGGAUAAUUGCACUAUUGCAUCCAAAAUGCACUAUCUUGCACUCUGACGUCAUACCAAAUGUACUAUCCUGCACUCUGACGUCAGAGUGCAGGAUAGUGCAAGGUCUGGAAUUAUCUAGAAUUUAGAUCAAAUAUAGUGUUCGGGGCAACUCAGUAACAUGGGGAGGGGGGUUGUAUAAAACAAACAAUGCACGCAUUCUUGUGCAUAGAGGACCUAAAUAAUGAACUCUGUGCUCGACUCGCCAAAUGGAUAUGCCUCACUCGGUCCUGCGGAUCUCGGUGCGGUACAUCCAUUGGCUCUUCUCGCUCAUCGUACAUUAUUUGGCCCUGCAUGCACGCCCUUACGUGCAUUAUUUGUUUAUCAUUCAGUAGUCAUUAUAUCUUUCUAAAUUCUUGUCGUACAAAAUUAGAAUAAACAUAGUUUAAGUGGGAUACAUGCAUAAAACUGAUUCAUCAAAAUAAUGCAAAACUUUAGAACGUCAUAACUUUGUUAUUCCUUUUCCAAUUUCGAUGAAAUUUUCAGUGUUAUGUUUGUCUGAUUUUGCUUUAUCUGUCCAAUUUAUAUUAUUUUCAGCCUGGAGUACCUCCUUCAUACUUACUUUUCUGCCAUUCCCAUUUCAUCUCUUGUCUCAAUUCCUCUCUCAUUCCCUCUUUUUUC
Lytechinus pictus (painted urchin) is the source of this 3998-nucleotide messenger RNA. Its product is annotated as ATP-dependent RNA helicase DDX1-like. The coding region runs from base 141 to 1307 and encodes 388 amino acids. The transcript is spliced from 18 exons. Gene Ontology annotation, molecular function: protein binding; RNA helicase activity; nucleic acid binding. NCBI's taxonomy places the organism in Eukaryota, Metazoa, Echinodermata, Echinoidea, Temnopleuroida, Toxopneustidae. The record is from RefSeq and is a predicted model, not a curated record.